AUGACCACGCCUGGCAUCCACGAAAUCCUCGAUUUUGUGCCCUGGUGUGGCUGCGCGCUCAGGAACCUCUCAGCAACUCAGUCUGGAGGGUUGCUGGGGGUUCUGCCUUGGGUUCCCCGCCUGUGUGGAUCUCGGGGUGCUCCCAAGCUGGGUCUGCCUGCCCCCAGGUCCGGCCCGCAGCUCGCAGUCUCGGGGAUGGAGGGUGGGCAGGGACCCCGCGAGACGCCCCUCCUCCUUCCUACCCCUGCCUGUGGUUCCCAGGGCUGGAGCUGGCAGGGACAGCUGCAUCCCCAACAGCUGGGGCUGGGGUGGGGGGCCGUGGGAACUGUGGAUAGGGGCCUCUGUGCACCCACAGAGACACCCCAGCCCAGUGCAGCUGUUGCCUGGCAGCAGGAGGGAGGGGUUCUGUCCCUGUGGGUUGAGUUCCUGGGCGCCUGGCUGACCCCUACCUUCCUUCACCCCCACGCAGCCCCCCCUUGCCUGGAUGGAAGCCCGUGCGCCAAUGGAGGUCGCUGCACCCAGCUGCCCUCCCAGGAGGCUGCCUGCCUGUGCCCUCCAGGCUGGGUAGGUGAGAGGUGCCAGCUGGAAGACCCCUGUCACUCGGGGCCCUGUGCUGGCCGCGGUGUCUGCCAGAGCUCAGUGGUUGCAGGCACUGCCCGCUUCUCCUGCCGGUGCCCCCGGGGCUUUCGAGGUCCAGACUGCUCCCUGCCGGACCCCUGCCUCAGCAGCCCCUGUGCUCACGGUGCCCGCUGCUCCGUGGGUUCUGACGGCCGCUUUGUCUGCUCCUGCCCUCCUGGCUAUCAGGGCCGCAGCUGCCGAAGUGAUGUGGAUGAGUGCCGGGUGGCCGGGCCCUGCCGCCAUGGUGGCACCUGCCUCAACACGCCUGGCUCCUUCCGCUGCCAGUGCCCGGGGAGGUACACGGGGCCCCUGUGUGAGGACCCCGCAGUGCCCUGUGCUCCCUCGCCUUGCCGCAACGGGGGCACCUGUAGACAGAGUGGCGAUCUCACCUAUGACUGUGCCUGUCUGCCUGGCUUUGAGGGUCAAAACUGCGAAGUGAAUGUGGAUGACUGUCCAGGACACCGGUGUCUCAACGGGGGAACCUGUGUGGAUGGUGUCAACACCUACAACUGCCAGUGUCCCCCUGAGUGGACAGGCCAGUUCUGCACGGAGGAUGUGGACGAGUGUCAACUGCAGCCCAAUGCCUGCCACAACGGGGGCACCUGCUUCAACACGCUGGGCGGCCACAGCUGUGUAUGCGUCAACGGCUGGACUGGUGAAAGCUGCAGUCAGAAUAUCGACGACUGUGCCACGGCUGUGUGUUUCCAUGGUGCCACUUGCCACGACCGCGUGGCCUCCUUCUACUGCGCCUGCCCCAUGGGCAAGACUGGCCUUUUGUGCCACCUGGAUGACGCCUGCGUCAGCAACCCGUGCCAUGAGGACGCUAUCUGCGACACGAACCCCGUGAACGGCAGGGCCAUCUGCACUUGUCCACCUGGCUUCACCGGCGGGGCUUGUGACCAAGACGUGGACGAGUGCUCCAUCGGGGCCAACCCGUGUGAACACCUGGGUCGUUGCGUGAACACGCAGGGCUCGUUCCUGUGCCAGUGUGGUCGCGGCUACACAGGGCCUCGCUGUGAGACUGAUGUCAACGAGUGUUUGUCGGGGCCCUGCCGCAACCAGGCCACUUGCCUUGACCGCAUUGGCCAGUUUACCUGUAUCUGCAUGGCAGGCUUCACAGGAACUUACUGUGAGGUGGACAUCGACGAGUGUCAGAGUAGUCCGUGUGUCAACGGUGGUGUCUGUAAGGACCGAGUCAAUGGCUUCAGCUGUACCUGCCCCUCAGGCUUCAGUGGGUCCACGUGUCAGCUCGACGUGGACGAAUGCGCCAGCACUCCCUGCAAGAACGGCGCCAAGUGCGUGGACCAGCCUGACGGCUACGAGUGUCGCUGUGCUGAGGGCUUCGAGGGCGCCCUGUGCGAGCGCAAUGUAGAUGACUGCUCUCCGGACCCAUGCCACCAUGGGCGCUGCGUGGAUGGCAUCGCCAGCUUCACCUGCACCUGUGCACCAGGCUAUACGGGCACACGCUGCGAGAGCCAGGUGGAUGAGUGCCGCAGUCAGCCCUGCCGCCAUGGGGGAAAAUGCCUAGACCUGGUGGACAAAUACCUCUGCCGCUGUCCUCCCGGCACCACAGGUGUGAACUGCGAGGUUAACAUUGAUGAUUGUUCCAGCAACCCCUGCACCUUCGGAGUCUGUCGGGAUGGCAUCAACCGCUAUGAUUGUGUCUGCCAGCCUGGCUUCACAGGGCCCCUCUGCAAUGUGGAGAUUAAUGAGUGCGCGUCCAGCCCUUGCGGCGAGGGAGGCUCCUGCUUGGAUGUGGAGAACGGCUUCCGCUGCCUCUGUCCACCCGGCUCCUUGCCUCCACUCUGCCUACCCCCAAGCCAUGCCUGUGCCCACGAGCCGUGCAGUCACGGCGUUUGCCAUGAUGCACCCAGCGGGUUCCGCUGUGUGUGCGAGCCUGGCUGGAGUGGCCCCCGCUGCAGCCAGAGCCUGGCUCGAGAUGCCUGCGAAUCCCAGCCUUGCCGGGGUGGUGGCACCUGCGUCAGCGACAGAAUGGGCUUCCACUGCACCUGUCCCCCCGGAGUUCAGGGCCGUCAGUGUGAAGUGCCAUCCCCCUGCAUCCCAAAUCCUUGUGAGCAUGGGGGCCGCUGUGAGUCUGCCGCUGGCCAGACGAUUGUCUGCUCCUGCCCUAUGGGCUGGCAAGGACCACGAUGCCAGCAGGAUGUGGACGAGUGUGCCAGCUCUGCACCCUGUGGUCCCCAUGGCACCUGUACCAACCUGGCAGGGAGUUUCAGCUGUACCUGCCACGGUGGGUACACUGGACCUUCCUGUGAUCAGGACAUUGACGACUGUGACCCCAACCCGUGCCUCAAUGGCGGCUCCUGUCAGGACAGCGUGGGCUCCUUUUCCUGCUCUUGCCUUCCUGGCUUUGCUGGCCCUCACUGUGCCCAAGAUGUCGAUGAGUGUCUGAGCAGCCCCUGUGGCCCGGGCACCUGCACCGACCAUGUGGCCUCCUUCACCUGCACCUGCCCCCCAGGCUAUGGAGGCUUCCACUGCGAGAAGGACCUGCCUGACUGCAGCCCCAGCUCCUGUUUCAAUGGAGGAACCUGCGUGGACCGCAUGAAUUCCUUCAGCUGCCUGUGUCGCCCUGGCUACACUGGCGCCCACUGCCAAUAUGAGGCCGACCCCUGCCUCUCAAGGCCCUGUCUGAAUGGGGGCAUCUGCGGCGCCACGCACCCUGGAUUCCACUGUACUUGCCCUGAGGGCUUCACUGGUAGCCACUGCCAGACUGUGGUUGACUGGUGCAGCCAGACUCCCUGUCAGAAUGGGGGUCGCUGUGUCCAGACCGGGGCCUAUUGCCUUUGUCGCCCGGGAUGGAGCGGCCGCCUCUGUGACAUCCGGAGCUUACCCUGCAUGGAGGCGGCAGCCCAGAGAGGCGUGCGGUUGGAACAUCUGUGUCAGGCAGGCGGGCAGUGUGUGGACAAGGGCAACUCCCAUUCCUGUGUGUGCCCGGAGAGUCGCACCGGCAGCCACUGUGAGCAGGAGGUGGACCCCUGCCUGGCCCAGCCCUGCCAGCACGGGGGCACCUGCCGAGGCUACAUGGGGGGCUACAUGUGUGAGUGUCCAGCUGGCUACUCUGGUGACAACUGUGAGGAUGAUGUGGACGAGUGUGCUUCUCAGCCCUGCCAGCAUGGGGGCUCCUGCAUUGACCUCGUGGCCCGCUAUCUCUGCUCCUGUCCCCCUGGGACACUGGGAGUGCUGUGUGAGAUCAAUGAGGAUGACUGUGGCCCAGGCCCUUCCCUGGACUUGGGUCCCCGAUGCCUGCACAACGGUACCUGUGUGGACCUGGUGGGUGGUUUCCACUGUAACUGCCCCCCAGGAUACACGGGCCUGCACUGUGAAGCAGACAUCAACGAGUGUCGCCCCGGGGCCUGCCACGCAGCACACACCCGGGAUUGCCUGCAGGACCCAGGUGGACGCUUUCACUGCCUUUGCCAUGCUGGCUUCACAGGUCCCCGCUGUCAGACUGCCCUAUCUCCUUGUGAGUCCCAGCCAUGCCAGAAUAUGGGCCAGUGCCGCCCCAGCCCAGGACCCGGGGGCCUGCUGACCUUCACCUGCCACUGUGUCCGGCCGUUCUGGGGUCCUCGUUGUGAGCACGUGGCGCGCACCUGCCGGGAGCUGCACUGGCGGCAGUGCGAGGCGCUGCAGUGCUGGCGCCUCUUCAACAACAGCCGCUGCGACCCUGCUUGCAGCUCGCCCGCCUGCCUCUACGACAACUUCGACUGCCACGGCCGCGAGCGCACCUGCAACCCUGUGUACGAGAAGUACUGCGCUGACCACUUUGCCGACGGUCGCUGUGACCAGGGUUGCAACACGGAGGAGUGUGGCUGGGACGGCCUGGACUGUGCCAGCAAGGUGCCGGCUCUGCUGGCCCGCGGCGUCCUGGUGCUCACGGUUCUGAUGCCACCUGAGGAGCUGCUGCGCUCCAGCGCCGACUUCCUGCAGCGUCUCAGCGCCAUCUUGCGCACCUCGCUGCGCUUCCGCCUGGACGCUCGAGGCCAGGCCAUGGUCUUCCCUUACCACCGGCCCACUUCUAGUUCCGAGUCCCGCACCCGGCGGGAGCUGGCACCUGAGGUGAUCGGCUCUGUAGUGAUGUUGGAGAUUGACAACCGGCUCUGCCUGCAGUCGCCCGAGAAUGACCACUGCUUCCCCGAUGCCCAGAGCGCUGCUGACUACCUGGGAGCCUUGUCUGCGGUGGAGCGCCUUGACUUUCCCUACCCACUGAGGGAUGUGCGAGGGGAACCGCUGGAGCCUCCAGAGCCUAGUGUGCCAGUGCUGCCGCUGCUGGCCGCAGGCGCCGUCUUCUUGCUGGUCAUCCUCGUCCUGGGUGUCAUGGUGGCCCGCCGCAAGCGUGAACACAGCACCCUUUGGUUCCCCGAGGGCUUCGCCCUGCACAAGGAUGUGGCAGCAGGCCACAAGGGCCGGCGGGAGCCCGUGGGACAAGAUGCGCUAGGCAUGAAGAGCAUGGCCAAGGGUGAGAGUCUCAUGGGGGAGGUGGCCACAGACUGGAUGGACGCAGACUGCCCAGAGGCCAAGCGACUGAAGGUGGAGGAGCCUGGAGCGGGCGCUGAGGAGCCCGUGGAUUGUCGUCAGUGGACCCAGCACCACCUGGUAGCCGCUGACAUCCGCGGAGCACCAGCCAUGGCGCUGACACCGCCACAGGGUGAUGCAGACGUUGAUGGCAUGGAUGUCAACGUUCGUGGCCCAGAUGGCUUCACCCCGCUCAUGCUGGCCUCCUUCUGUGGGGGAGCCCUGGACCCUGUGCCUGCAGAGGAGGAGGAGGCCGAGGACACGUCGGCCAGCAUCAUCUCCGACUUGAUCUGCCAGGGGGCACAGCUCGGGGCUCGCACUGACCGCACGGGCGAGACGGCCCUGCACCUGGCUGCCCGCUAUGCCCGGGCUGAUGCGGCCAAGCGACUGCUGGAUGCUGGCGCUGACACCAAUGCCCAGGACCACUCGGGCCGCACCCCUCUGCACACGGCUGUCACGGCCGAUGCCCAGGGGGUCUUUCAGAUCCUCAUCCGGAACCGCUCCACAGACCUGGAUGCCCGCAUGGCAGACGGCUCCACAGCCCUGAUCCUGGCGGCCCGCCUGGCGGUGGAGGGCAUGGUGGAGGAGCUCAUUGCCAGCCACGCUGAUGUCAAUGCCGUGGACGAGCUCGGGAAAUCAGCCUUACACUGGGCUGCGGCUGUGAACAACGUGGAGGCCACUUUGGCUCUGCUCAAAAAUGGGGCGAACAAGGACAUGCAGGACAGCAAGGAGGAGACCCCGCUGUUCCUGGCUGCCCGUGAGGGCAGCUAUGAGGCUGCCAAGCUGCUGUUGGACCACUUUGCCAACCGGGAGAUCACAGACCACCUGGACAGGCUGCCUCGGGAUGUGGCCCAGGAGCGGCUCCACCAGGACAUCGUGCGCUUGCUGGACCAGCCGAGCGGGCCCCGCAGUCCCCCCGGCCCCCACGGCUUGGGCCCUCUGCUCUGUCCGCCUGGGGCCUUCCUCCCGGGCCUCAAGACAGCCCCGUCAGGGGCCAAGAAGAGCAGGAGGCCCCCUGGGAAGGCAGGGAUGGGGCCACAGGGGCCGCGGGGCCGGGGCAAGAAGCUGACGCUGGCCUGCUCGGGCCCCCUGGCCGAAAGCUCGGUUACGCUGUCACCCGUGGACUCACUGGACUCCCCAAGGGCCUUUGGUGGACCCCCUGCUUCUCCUGGGUCUUUCCCCAUCGAGAGUCCCUACGCGGCUGCCACUGCCACGGCCGUGUCCUUGGCUCAGCUUGGUGGCCCAGGCCGGGCAGGUCCUCUGGGCCGCCAGCCGCCUGGUGGCUGUGUGCUCAGCCUGGGCCUGCUGAAUCCGGUAGCUGUGCCCCUCGACUGGGCCCGACUGCCCCCACCAGCACCCCCAGGGCCCUCAUUCCUGCUGCCCCUGGCUCCGGGACCCCAGCUGCUUAACCCUGGGGCCCCUGUGUCUCCCCAGGAGCGGCCCCCGCCUUACCUGGCAGCCCCGGGACAUGGCGAGGAAUACCCGGCAUCGGGGACCCGUGGCAGCCCUCCCAAGACUCGCUUCUUGCGGGUCCCCAGUGAGCACCCUUACCUGACCCCGUCCCCAGAGUCCCCUGAGCACUGGGCCAGCCCGUCCCCUCCUUCUCUCUCAGACUGGUCCGACUCCACCCCUAGCCCAGCCACUGCUACUGGGGCCACGGCCACGGUUGCUGCCGCCCUACCAUCCCAGCCACACCCGCUGUCCGUCCCUGGCUCCCUGGGCCAGGCCCAGACCCAGCUGGGCCCCCAGCCAGAAGUCACCCCGAAGAGGCAGGUGUUGGCCUAAAUCGCUCUGUAGCUCUCGGAUCUUGGUCCUGACUCCUGACUCUGCUCUCUCCUCUCUCAGUCUGCUCUUCUCCGCCCCUCACCACCCUCCCGCACCCUGCCUUCCAGACCGAGCUGGGUCGCCAGCCCCAGCCUCAGUCUCCCUUUAUUUAUAACAGAUGGGGCUGAAUUCCCAUCCUCUCAGUCUUCAAAUGAGUCUGGGACCCCCCUGCUGCCCCCAUUAUCUCUCUUGCCCUUGUUUUCUCACUCUGACAUGAGGGGGCUAUUAUUCUUUUUUCCUUUUUUU
Molecule: messenger RNA, 7218 nt
Organism: Fukomys damarensis (Damara mole-rat)
Lineage: Eukaryota; Metazoa; Chordata; Mammalia; Rodentia; Bathyergidae
Gene: Notch3
Product: notch receptor 3
Exons: 34
Coding region: 1-6933 (2310 amino acids)
Biological process (GO): cell differentiation; regulation of developmental process; multicellular organism development
Cellular component (GO): membrane
Molecular function (GO): signaling receptor activity; protein binding; calcium ion binding
Source: RefSeq, a predicted model, not a curated record